Pestalotiopsis fici W106-1 is the source of this 2613-nucleotide messenger RNA. RefSeq lists its product as uncharacterized. The coding region runs from base 1 to 2613 and encodes 870 amino acids. Lineage: Eukaryota; Fungi; Ascomycota; Sordariomycetes; Amphisphaeriales; Sporocadaceae. Gene Ontology annotation, cellular component: cytoplasm. The record is from RefSeq and is a predicted model, not a curated record. The transcript is spliced from 3 exons.
AUGGGCAAUGCUCAUACGAAAGAAGCGAGAGAAGGUGGGCGCGGCGGUCGCUACGACGCUGCCGCUUCUCCAUUUGGUGCUGGGCCAUCGACCUCCGAAAGAUCCGCCCGGCGGUCGAAUCGGCGGGAGCUGAGUGCCCUUGAGGUCUUGACCGGCGGUUCCUCUAACGCGCGGAGAGAACAACCCGAUGCUCCUUUCGAGCGGAGGGAAACUAAACAGGAGAGAGAAGCCAGGAGGCUUGAACGGGAGCGAGUUGCACGUGUCAAGGAACGCGAGCGUAGCAUGAAGGAAGAGCAUGUCGAUGGUGGGUUCCUUGUUACGAUGGGCGUUUACACUGCUUCGGAAGAUUUCAGCAAGCCCAUCGUGAGGCAACUGCAAAUUGAGCGCAAGAUAGCACCUUUCUGGCGGGGGCUAGAUGAUUUCAGAGACGACUGGGCAGAGCAUCAGAUCAUUGCGGCUGCUCGUGGUCUUGAUAUUCCACCCGCUGAUGAAGUGCCCGAGGAUCUAGUCCCUCAACCGCGGCCUGUCGAGUCGCCAAGUACAUCUCUGCAGAACUUGAACAACCUGACAGUUCCCAUGGGGGGUAGGACACUUUCGACCGCCUCGGACAAAACCGGCUCGAAUCCUGGCUCGGCAGUUGCAUCCCCAACGUCGCCCGCGCCACCAAAGUUGUCGUCGUCUCUUAAAAGCCCUCACAAGGCAAUUGCUGGUGUCUUGAGCUUGUCUUCCCGCAAUGGAUCGCAACAGGAUAUUACGCCUCGCGAAAUCAACCUGCCCAACGAUCCGUUUGUGAAUGGCUCCCCUCUCGAAGUUGUUCUGUAUAAGGAUGGUACUGAAUGCCCAAUUUGCUGCAUGUACUAUCCCCGCUAUCUCAACAAAACGCGGUGCUGCGAUCAGUUCAUAUGCAGUGAGUGCUUUGUCCAGAUCAAGCGACCUGACCCACAUCUUCCCGACCACCAUCCGGACCAGCAGAACAGCUCCGAACCCCAACAGUCGAACACUGAAGAGCAGUCCGGUGAACUCGUCAUGGAGGCUGCUUGUUGUCCGUACUGUACACAGACCGAGUUUGGAGUCACAUAUGAGCCUCCCGCAUUCCGUCGCGGUUUGGCUUAUGCUUUCACGCCACCAGGCCUUGGCUCAAUGGGUACCGCAAUGUCGUCUUCCUCUUCACUUGGAUCUAGCUUAUCGCCUACAUCAGCUACGACGCCAGGAACCAGCAACCGCCGGCGCGCUCAGAGUCUGUCCGCCAACGAUCCCAAUGUGAUCUCCACGGACCGAAUACGACCAGACUGGACUACAAAGCUCAAUGCCGCUCGACAACAACAGCGCCGACGAGCUGCGGCAGCUGAUGCUCUGCAUCAUGCUGCAUUCGUGAUGAACCAAAAUGAAUCGUCCCGAUCUCUGUUCGGCCGAUCUAGCCGCUUCAGCCGUCGGCAGGGCGGUGGUGACAGUCCGGGUUCUACUUCCAAUGUCGGCACAAGUGGCCAGGGACCUGAGCCAAGUCAAGGACCCGAACCGGGUACCAGGUCUUCAUCUGCCCGUACAGGGCCCUCAAGGGAGCGGAUAGACGCCGCUCACUUGGAGAGCAUGAUGAUGGCGGAGGCGAUCAGGCUAUCGUUGGCUGAUGAGGAAGAACGUAGGAAGAAGGCGGAAAAAGAAGCUAAGAAGGAGGCCAAGAAGAAGGAAAAGGAAGAACGUAAAGCAAGCAAGCGCAAGUCGAGUAUUUACGGUGCUUCGGAGGGGGGAAGCUCUGCCAGCGCCAGUACUCUAUCUCUGAGCCUCGGCUUUGGCCGGAAACGUGGCAAUAGCGCUGCUGGCGCCCAAAACCAACGUGCCGAGGGCAUUCCCACUACAGCCAGUGUGUCAUCCGGUCAGCCUACCGAAACAACAACCAAUGCGGAUGCUGCAGCUGGAUCAAAUGGCAAGGGAAAGGCAGUCGAGCGGACCGAAGACUCUACGUUGCCCAUUCCCAUAUCACAGCCUUCACGAGGAUCAUCGCACCUUCGCCACAUAAGUAAUGCGAGUUCAAUAUCAUCUAGCGGAGCGGAGAGCGUGCAGGAAGGCUACGGCAAUAGAGAAGAUGGUGUUCCCGAGGAAGCCGGAGCAAGCAAAGUCAGCCUUAGUGGUGGUAAAAGUGAGGAUGAAGGUACCGGCACAGAAUCCAUGUUCAAUUUCAGAAGUCUAGCCGAGAUGGUUGGCGUGCCUCUAGAUGGAGAGGAGGCCGCGGCAAAAAGCCAACAUAUUUCUCGACCGAGACAUGGCGACAAUGAUUCGGACAAAGCCUCUGAAGAACAUCAUGAGCAUGUCGAGCACGUGGGCCCGGCAGUAACCACUGCGCCUACGGGGACAGCUGAAGAGGUUGCAGGAAGCUCAAGCUCAUCCUUGAAUGCACCACGGGAAUCGUUGGGCACAACAUCGCUCAAGGUCGACACCCAGCAGGCACAGCCAGCUAUGGGAAGUGAAAUGUCUAGCACUUCUGAGCGCGUGCAACCGCCUCCAAGUGUCAUGAUCACGCCAGAAACCCCAGCCCCCGUUGAUGAUAACGAAGAUGACGAUUCGAAACAACUUGGCUACUCCAAUCGUUUGGAGCGAUCGAGUGAGGUCGCCCAAUAA